Porites lobata is the source of this 454-nucleotide messenger RNA. The record is from the annotation of a GenBank genome assembly. NCBI's taxonomy places the organism in Eukaryota, Metazoa, Cnidaria, Anthozoa, Scleractinia, Poritidae.
GUCAAGCCAUUCCAAGCCUCCGAUGAAGGACCAAACCAGGCAGACGAUAAAGAUGAUUUACCAAACCUUCCUGAAAUCAAAAAUAUCCGACGACCUUCUAAACAACGUUAUCAGCUUUUCUAUGUAAGUUUUUACAAUGAAGAUCGAAUUAUUGUUGCCACUUCACAAAGUUUAAUAUUAAACGUUUGCUCGGACGUUUUGCCAUCCUUGAUCCUUUAUCAGGCAAGACGUUCUAAUUUUAAUUGCGCGAUUAUAUUUCGCCACAUUAUAGAAACUUAAAACUGUCAUAUAAUUCUUUUUCUUUCGUCUUUUAGUGAAAAAAGGUGGAAAAGCUCAGCUCCGCAUUUAUAUUAGACGGCAAAGAACUCUGAUGAAUCCAAAGGCUACAAGGAAAAUCAUUACGUCUACAAGCAUAGGGUUGCGUUUCAGUGGCGAAAAGGAAAACGUGGAGUAA